Molecule: messenger RNA, 1275 nt
Organism: Rotaria sp. Silwood2
Lineage: Eukaryota; Metazoa; Rotifera; Eurotatoria; Philodinida; Philodinidae
Source: the annotation of a GenBank genome assembly
AUGUUUUCUAAUAGAAGAAUUAAAACACGAUGGAAUCGUUUAUGCUAUAUUAUUAUUCUUUUUAUAUUCUUUCUAUCUGUUUCAAAUAUUGCUUACAAGUCAUCAAUAUCUCAUUCAAUCCAAUCAAAUAAUUGUUCUCUAUUUUGUCCUUAUUCAAGUACAUUAAGCAAUGAUACACUUCAAUUCGAUUCAUCACAUUUUAUUCGACAUUUUCCAGACUUUGUUUGUCCACAAAAUUUUCGAAAUCUUGCUGAUUGGAUAUAUGGGUGGCCUGAUCAAUUUAAUGAACAUUUAGAAAGAACAACUGAUCAAGGAACACAAAUUGCUCCUUGUCUACCAUCUGGUAGUAUUAUUUAUGUUCGUAUAUGGGCAAUAGAUGAAUUCUUCGAUAAGAUUUAUCCUUAUUUGCAAAAUAAAUUUGUAUUAGUUACUGGUGAAGGUGAUUUAUCAUCACCAAUUCACAUGGAAAUUCUCGAAAAUCCUGAUUCAAAAAUAAUUCAUUGGUUUGGACAAAAUGGACAAUAUGAUGUUUCAAGAAGUAAAAAAUUUACUCAUAUACCAAUCGGUAUUAAUUGCUUUGAAAUGGCUGAUGCUAUUCAAAGUGUAUAUGUUCAACAACGUAAUCAUACAUUACCUUCAAUAUUUAAUGAGUUAGAUGAACCAGCUAAAUAUAUUCAACCACAAGAUGUAUCACAUCGUGCACUAAGUACAGGGAUAAAAACAGAAGACUUACUAUUAAUUAAUUUUGAUAAAGGUACUGAUGGAAGUGGCCUUCGUUUACACAUAUGGAAACAACUAUGUACGAGUAAAAAUCGACAUAAGUAUCCAUUUGUGAAAUGUAUAGGCAAACCAGGUGGUGUUCAAAUAGAAGAGUUACCAAAACUUUACGAACGUAAUCGUCAAUAUCCAUUUUGGUUAUCACCACGUGGUAAUGGUAUUGAUUGUCAUCGAACAUGGGAAGCCCUUUAUCUUGAUAUAAUACCAAUUGUAUGGAAUACUUCUUUAAAUGUUCUCUAUGAAAAUUUACCUGUUGUAAUUAUAAAUAAUUAUGAAGAAUUAAAUGAAAAAUUUUUAUAUGAAAAAUUAAAAGAAAUAUCAGAAAAGAAAUUAUCACAAAAAAAUGUAUAUCAAUAUGAAAAAUUACGUAAUGCUUAUUGGCGUCGUUUAAUAUUAAAGAAAUCAAGACAUCGAAAUAAGAAGAGUACCUAUUUACGUAGGAAACGAUGUUGGAGUGCCAAAAGUACAGUUAAUUGGAGACAAUUUUUACCUUAUUAA